GAAAAGGAAAUGGACUCGGCCUUCUAACACGCACGCACGGGAAAAGGAAAGAAAGAGAGGAGGGAAAAAAAAAAAAAAAGAAAGAAAGAAAAGGGUGGGGCGGGCCAAUUUGUUGCCAUCAAAUAACAACGAAAUGAACAAAUGAGCUGCUGGCCUUGGCCAUAGUCAUAUGGCCAAGCAUCCACUCAAACGCCUUCUCCUGCCCCGUCUAAAGCUGAUCGAACUCCUCUCCAAAAACUUCUGCAGCCCAUGCCAACCCAGAACCCAAUCUUCCAGUAAAUCUAAACAAGAAUUCAUCCACCUCUGCUCCAAAGGCUCCCUAAGGGAAGCCUUGCUAGGCUUCCUUCCAGAGCUAUUUGCGGAUCCCAACCUCUUCUCCCACCCACUCCAAGCGUGCUGCCUCCUCCCCCCGGGCCAUGGCCAGCAGCUCCACGCCCUCAUCAUCACCUCCGGCGCCUCCAACGACCGCUUCACUGCCAAUCACCUCCUCCACAUGUACUCCAAACUCGGCCAGCUCCAGACCGCCCUCGUCCUGUUCGGUGCAAUGCCGAGGAGGAACGUCAUGUCCUACAACAUCCUCCUCGGUGGCCUUAUCCAGAACGGGGACCCUCGCGCUGCCCGCGACUUCUUUGAUGGAAUGCCCGAGAGGAACCUCGCCUCCUGGAAUGCCAUGGUAACCGGGCUGACUCACUUCGGGCUCGACGAGCAAGGGUUGGAGCUGUUCGCCGAGAUGCGGAGGCAGGGGCUGCGACCGGAUGAGUUCAGUUUGGGCAGCAUCCUGCGGUGCUGCGCGGGGAUAAGAGAUGCCAGUUCGGGCCGGCAGAUCCAUGCCUGCGUUAUAUACUCCGGUUUUGAUUGCGAUAUGUGCGUUGGCAGCUCGCUGGCUCACAUGUACAUGAGAAACAGAUGCCUCGAGGAGGGGGAGAGGGUGUUGAAAGGAUUGCCAGCGCUUAACAUUGUCUCCUGCAACACCAUAAUCGCUGGGAGGGUGCAGAAUGGAGACCCCGAGGGAGCUCUUGACUAUUUCAGUCUCAUGAAGGCUGCUGGACUGGUGCCAGAUCAGGUCAGCUUUGUGAGCGUCAUAAGCUCGUGCUCGGAUUUGGCGGCUCUUGGGCAGGGCCAGCAGAUUCAUUCACAGGCCAUUAAAGCUGGAGUCGAUCAGGUGGUGGCAGUGAGAAGUUCGCUUGUGAGCAUGUAUUCGAAAUGCGGCUGCUUGGAUGACUCUGCUAAUGCUUUUUAUGAAUCAAAUGGAUCAGAUCUUGUGCUGUGGAGCUCGGUGAUUGCAGCUUAUGGGUUUCAUGGACAUGGACAGAAGGCGAUCGAGCUGUUUGAGGAGAUGUUGGGAGAAAGGACCGAACCGAAUGAAAUUACGUUCUUGAGCUUGCUAUAUGCUUGCAGUCACAGUGGUUUGAAGGACAAGGGGGUUGAAUAUUUCGAGCUUAUGAUGCAUAAGUAUAGAUUAAAGCCUACUUUGAAGCACUAUACUUGCAUCGUCGAUCUGCUUGGGCGAUCAGGAUGUCUGGAUGAGGCUGAAGCUCUGAUCAAAUCGAUGCCUGUAAGUGCUGAUGGAGUCAUUUGGAAGACGUUGUUAUCUGCCUGUAAGACCCACAGGCGUGCAGAGAUGGCAGAGCGGGUAGCAGAGCAUGUGCUUAGGUUGGACCCGCAAGAUUCUGCCUCUUAUGUGUUACUCUCAAACAUUCGGGCUACAUCCAAGAGGUGGCAUGAAGUCUCUGAUAUUCGAAGAGCUAUGAGGGAGAGAAGGGUGAGAAAGGAGCCUGGGAUCUGCUGGGUGGAGCUCAAGGGCGAGGUGCACCAGUUCUUUACGGGAGACAGGUUGCAUCCCAUGCAGGGAGAGAUCGAAGUGUGCUUGAACCUGCUGAUAGGAAAGAUGAGACAGUAUGGGUAUGUACCAGACACCAGCACAGUUCUGCAUGACAUGGAUGAUGAAGAGAAAGAGUGCUGUUUGGCUCAUCAUAGUGAGAAGCUGGCUAUUGCAUUUGCUAUUCUGAGCAUGCCUGAAGGAGUUCCAAUUCGAGUCAUGAAGAACUUACGUGUUUGUGAUGAUUGCCAUGUGGCUAUUAAGUUUAUAUCUAAGAUUGCAGACCGGGAGAUUGUAGUCAGGGAUGUUAGCCGUUUUCAUCAUUUCAGAGAUGGGGAAUGCUCUUGUGGAGAUUACUGGUAAUCUUGAGACAAAGGAUUUAGAAGAAGGUUAUACCAGCAUGACCCCUUGAAAAUAUCAAGUGAUAAGAAGAUGCCACUCCAAGAGUUGGGAAAAAAGGUCUGAUUGUAUCUAAGAAACUGAAUUUUCUUCUUCAAAAUUGAUGGCAUUCUUAGAAAGGGGAGGUAUCCUCAAAGUAUACUUUGAAUAGUGAUAACGGAUCAGACUCCACGGCUAAGGGGGUCUCAUCAAAUGAGCAUUCCUUUAUGGAAUGCCUUGUAUCUUAGCAUCUUUUGGACCCUCUUGGCCCAUGGAUUGGUAUUUGUAGCUCUUAUUCUUUCUAACAUUAUUUCAGCAUCUA
Elaeis guineensis (African oil palm) is the source of this 2519-nucleotide messenger RNA. Its product is annotated as pentatricopeptide repeat-containing protein At2g41080. Gene Ontology annotation, biological process: RNA modification. The record is from RefSeq and is a predicted model, not a curated record. Gene Ontology annotation, molecular function: protein binding; RNA binding; zinc ion binding. NCBI's taxonomy places the organism in Eukaryota, Viridiplantae, Streptophyta, Magnoliopsida, Arecales, Arecaceae.